Molecule: messenger RNA, 1109 nt
Organism: Cryphonectria parasitica EP155
Lineage: Eukaryota; Fungi; Ascomycota; Sordariomycetes; Diaporthales; Cryphonectriaceae
Product: YjeF N-terminal domain-like protein
Exons: 6
Coding region: 40-696 (218 amino acids)
Cellular component (GO): mitochondrion
Molecular function (GO): NAD(P)HX epimerase activity
Source: RefSeq, a predicted model, not a curated record
CUCGGUGCGAAAGCUGCUGCGGCUCUUGAUAAGGAGCUCAUGAGCACAGGAGCUUUCUCUAUCGAUCAGCUCAUGGAGUUAGCUGGUCUCUCCGUGUCACAAGCUGUCUACCGUGUCCAUCCUCCGAAUAAUGGCCGUAGGGUCUUAGUUGCAUGUGGGCCCGGGAACAAUGGAGGCGAUGGACUCGUUGCAGCACGACAUCUAUUCCAGUAUGGCUACCAGCCGACUAUCUACUACCCUAAGAGAAGCAAGAAUGAACUCUACCAGCGCCUUGCCAAACAACUAGAGGACCUCGAGGUACCUUUCACCGAGGACUUCCCGACGGCCAUCAAGUCCACCGACCAUAUAGUCGACGCAGUGUUCGGUUUCAGUUUUUCAGGAGAGGUCCGAGAGCCAUUUCCGGCCGUGAUUCAGGCCAUGGAGGAGACGAGCCUCCCCGUAACCUCGGUCGAUGCCCCAUCGUCCUGGAACAUUGAGAAUGGGCCGCCCCCAACAGGACUCGGUAGCACGUUCAAUCCUACCGCGCUGAUUAGCCUGACAGCCCCCAAGCCUUUGGUGAAGUAUUUCAAGGGACGUCACUUCAUUGGGGGAAGGUUCGUGGCCCCAGCCAUUGCCAAGAAGUUCGACUUUGAUGUGCCCGAUUACCAGGGGAUCGACCAGGUCGUGGAAGUCGGUCCCAACGGGCAGAAACUGUGAAGUUGUUGAUCGCGAAGGCGCGCUGGUCGCUAUAGGGGCUUCCAGUAGGGCUGUUUUCUACCGUCGCAGAUCGGGGGUCCAUGGGUGUUAACUAACCACACACCCACCAGACCGGCUGUUUGGGCACACGGGGCUUGGACACCGCCCUCCGAUCAUGUGCUCUUCCCAGGUGGUGGUGUCGGCCGAGCAGCCAGAGUCCAGGCGGUAUGUCGGACACAAUUUGACGAAUAUAAGAUACUCCUUCCCGCAGAUUGGGCAGCCGCAAGUGUGCCUCUCACACAUCAAGUCGAAUCAUGCGGGAGUCUCCAACAAAUUUUGAAGAUGACAACUCGACUUAGCGGACAAGUAAAAAUGCAUUGUCGACAACAACACGAAACUGUUCUGGUAUUAUGCACGGGGAUGGGCGCAGCUUU